AUGGGGCCAAAGAGACAGACAGUAUCACUCCAAGAGAAAAAGAACCGGAUUCUGAACUUUUUUCAAGAGACGUACACAUUCUACAACAUCAAGGAAUUAGAGAAAAGCAUACCUAAAAAAUGCGGAAUCUCACCCAUGAUCGUUAAAGAUUUAGUGCAACAAAUGAUUGAUGAAGACGGCGUCAUUUCGGUGGAAAAAUGUGGUAAUAUUAACAUCUACUGGUGCUUUAAAAAUCAGACACUGCAAAAAUUGUAUGAUUCAAGCGAGUUGAUAAAAAAAAAGAUACAGGAAGUAAAGUGUGAUAUUGCCACUUAUAAACAAGAACUAGACAAAACGCUAGCAACUGGAAGGCGUAAAAAAUUUACGGUAGGCCAAAAAUCAUACAAUAGGGAGGCUCUACUGGAAAAGAGAAAAAAAAUUCAGGAUGAAAUUAAGAAAAAGAGUAAUAGUCUCCAAAAAAUAGAAAGCAUUAGAUGGGAUGCAGCAAAAAUACAAGAGAAUAAACAACAGAUCCGCCUAAAAAAAGUGCAUCUGGAGAAAACUACUGAUAACAUUGAGAUUCUCAUUGAUUAUUUAUACAAGAAAUUCUUUUUGAAGCCAGAACAGAUAAGAAAAGAAUUUGGAAUUCCAGAAGAGUUCAAGGAAUUUACGGAGGUUUAA
This is a messenger RNA of Saccharomyces cerevisiae S288C, 660 nucleotides long. RefSeq names its product Mnd1p (gene MND1). NCBI's taxonomy places the organism in Eukaryota, Fungi, Ascomycota, Saccharomycetes, Saccharomycetales, Saccharomycetaceae. Gene Ontology annotation, cellular component: nucleus. The record is from RefSeq and is marked reviewed. Gene Ontology annotation, molecular function: double-stranded DNA binding. Gene Ontology annotation, biological process: reciprocal meiotic recombination. The coding region runs from base 1 to 660 and encodes 219 amino acids. The transcript is spliced from 2 exons.